AUGGAUGGAUUAACAAAAAGAGGCACAUUCCUCAAUACAACAGUUUCUUCUUCUUCUUCUUCUUCUAUUUACUCUCAAGAGCCACAGCCAGAAGAAGAGCCGUUGUUAAUGGAUUCAGCACAUCUCAAAAACGACACAAACAUGACACUGUGGUCAGUCCUUGCAACAUGCAUUGCCUGUAUGGGAGGGUUUUUAUUUGGCUACGAUUUGGGAGUUGUAGGCGGUAUGCUGAUUGCGCCAUCCUUUCAAACGUAUUUCCACAUUGAUCCCAACAAUAAGAUACAGGAAGCUGAAAUCAAUGGAAACAUUGUGUCUGUAUUACAGGUUGGAUGCUUGUUUGGAAGUCUAUUAGCAACCAGUACUGCAGAUACUCUGGGUCGAAAAUACAGCAUCAUGACAGCUGCACUUGUGUUUUUUAUUGGAGGCGUAUUUCAAAUCAUAGGUUAUAAUCUGAUGAUAUUGUACCUGGGAAGGGCCAUCUCUGGAUUAGGCGUAGGUGCUUUGAGUAUGCUCGUCCCUAUUUAUGUGGCAGAAAUUGCACACCAAAGGCACAGAGGGCUAUUAGGGGGCUUGUGGAUGUUCUUUAUUGCUACAGGUCUCGCUUCUUCAUAUUGGUCAAACUACAUUGUGAGGGUACUGAUUGACCAACACGACAAUAUGCUGUGGCGAAUUCCUUUGAUCAUCCAGGUCAUCCCCUCCGUCAUGCUUCUGUUUGGCAUGGCAUGGCUAUUCGAGACACCUCGCUGGCUUUGCGCUCACAAUAAAUCGGAAGAAGCUUUGCAAGUGCUAUGCAAAAUUCGUGGCUCUGAGGAUGUCAAGGAGGAGAUGCAGCGGAUACAAAACUCUCUCAGUCUUCAAGCAAAAGAUACAUCAUGGAAGCAGGCCCUAUCCGUCGCAAACAGAAAGCGUUUGCUCUUGGGAUGCGCAUUGCAGGCACUUCAGCAAAUGACGGGGACUAAUGUGAUCAAUUACUUUAGCCCCAUUAUAUUCAAGUCGAUAGGGCUUUCAUCAAACGAAGCAGAAUUGCUUGCUACAGGUGUUUAUGGUAUACUAAAGAUGAUUGUUGUACUGAUCGGCUUUUCUUCAUUGAUUGAUCGUUUCGGAAGACGGCCACUACUCAUUAGCGGUGGUGUGGCAAUGGGAAUGUGCAUGUAUGCUGUUUCUGUGUGUGUCGCUUUGAAUCCUAUCAACAAGGCACCACAGAGCCUAGAUGCACCGUCCAUAUCUGCAACUGCUGCUUUGGGAAUUGUGUUCAUGUAUUCUUAUGCUGUAUUCUUUGCUUUAUCCUGGGGACCAUGUCCAUGGCUAUAUUGCUCAGAGAUUUACCCAAUGAGUACAAGAGCAAAAAGCACUUCGCUUACAACAGCAGUAAACUGGAUUUUUAACGCUGCCAUUGGAAAAGUAAGCCCUAUCAUGUUGGCAACCAAUACGAUUGGAACAUACAUAUUCUUUGGCAGCUGGUGCAUUGCAGCAAGUGUCUUUUGUUAUGGGUUCCUACCAGAAACCAAGGGAAAGACAUUGGAAGAAAUCAAUAGUUUAUUUUAG
Mucor velutinosus is the source of this 1545-nucleotide messenger RNA. RefSeq lists its product as uncharacterized. Lineage: Eukaryota; Fungi; Mucoromycota; Mucoromycetes; Mucorales; Mucoraceae. Bases 1 to 1545 code for a protein of 514 amino acids. Gene Ontology annotation, biological process: transmembrane transport; carbohydrate transport. Gene Ontology annotation, molecular function: carbohydrate:proton symporter activity. Gene Ontology annotation, cellular component: membrane. The transcript has 9 exons. The record is from RefSeq and is a predicted model, not a curated record.